This is a messenger RNA of Trichosporon asahii var. asahii CBS 2479, 3003 nucleotides long. RefSeq lists its product as uncharacterized. The record is from RefSeq and is a predicted model, not a curated record. Gene Ontology annotation, biological process: siRNA processing. The transcript has 12 exons. Bases 1 to 3003 code for a protein of 1000 amino acids. Gene Ontology annotation, cellular component: nuclear RNA-directed RNA polymerase complex. Lineage: Eukaryota; Fungi; Basidiomycota; Tremellomycetes; Trichosporonales; Trichosporonaceae. Gene Ontology annotation, molecular function: RNA-directed RNA polymerase activity.
AUGACGUCUUCCCUGGCUCAGCGACCGAUUAAAGAGUACGAUAAUGACCCGGGCGUGGACCAUAUCCUCGCCGACCUACUCUCGACUGCGUCCGUUAGGUCUGAAAGCAGCGGUUCCAACGGUACACCUCGUUCAAACAAAGUGCACCGUGGUGGACGCCCGCCCUUCCCUCCAGGACCCUCCCAACCGACCCCCCGAUUUGCGAAGGAGAAGCGACACUACUCUUACCCUCAAGGGACCGACGAUAAGGCAAAAUGGCAGUUCUGGCCCAAGACCAUGUGGCUUGGCUCCCUCACCGGGCCGGAGUUUACACGAGUGAACCAAGACCGACGCGGGCAUGGCCACUCCUUGCUGGCCUUUGACUUCGAGCGCGAGCUUCUUGUGAUGAGAACCGUCUUCCAACUCCCUCAAAAGAAGCUUCCACUUGCUUUCAAGCCCCUUGACGCCCAGCUCAGAUUCAACGAUAUAAGCCGCCGCGGUAUUCACAUCGUGGAGGAGAAGAGGGGCACACUCUGGCGAGUUGUCGUCACGGUUAGUCUGCGGCGCCCUCCCAAAUUCGACGCCCCAUUGGACGGGGUGCACUACAUGGCUGAUGGGAAACGCCUCUACAAGCGUCGUGCUACUCUGAUGGACUUUGUCCUUUGCGAAGUUGCGGAGAGUCGAGCCGGUGUUCUGAGGGCUAUUCCCGAGGGCCCAGCGGCGAACCCAACCUUCUGGGACACUUACCGCUGGGAAUUCUUGCUCAAUAACGAUGAGUACAGAAAGUUUUGUCACUGCUCCGACCGCUUCCGCACGCUGGCUCAGGAAGACCCCGAAACAGACCUCGUUUCUCUCAACAAGCGCGAGUGGACGCGGACUCGCAGGCUCCACUCAGAGUGGACCGUUCCAGACCUCCGCAGCCUCGACUUCUCGAGUCGCGCUCUCGUGGAGGGUCUGAUCGGCCACGGUAUCGUUCGCCCCAUCGACGUCGCAGAGCUUCUUCGAGCUCUCGAUGAGUUUGCAAAGGCUUUGCCUUUCCGUCAGCGCCUCCUGACCAACCUCUUUGCCGAGGAGCGCGUGCGGAAUGUCUACACGGUGGUCAAGCCGGCUGCGCUUCGUCGUGGGGAGUUUCCCGUCUCCCGGCAUAUCGUCAUGAUUCGCACGGUUACGGUUACGCCGACUCGUGUCCUUGUGGGUCCUCCUCAGCCUGAGACGAGCAACUCCGUUACGCGCCGCUAUUCUGACAAACUCGACGCAAUCAUACGUGUCCACUUCACGGACGAGGGCGAGCGUCUCAAUGUCCAGAAGUUUACCAAGCCUGCGGAUGAUGCCUGUCCUGAGAAGGGGCUGAUGGCUCGCGUGCGCCGGGCGUUGCAGUAUGGCAUCGAGGUUGCAGGGUGCCGAUACUACCCAGUGGCUUCGUCCGGUAGCCAGCAGAAGGACCACAACAUGUGGUUCAUCGAUCACACGGUCAUCGAUCGCCCGGAGCUUUCGAGGUGGAUGGGCCAGGUGAAGGAGCAGGUAGUGGCCAAGCAUGCGGCACGUUUGGGCCUGGUGACAGUGUCUGACCUCGCCGACGUCUUUCGCAACGGCCACUGUUUUACAGAUGGCUGUGGCGUGGCCGGCAUCGACGUCAUGCGUCAAGCCGCCCGGAGCAUGAACAACAAGCGGAAAACCGGUGAGGCCCCAUCGGCACUGCAGUUCCGUCUCGGAGGCGCCAAAGGCGUGUUGGCAUACUGGCCUGGCAUGGCAGGCAACGACGAGAUCCUUAUGCGCCCAUCGCAGACCAAGUUCGAGAGCCGGCUGAAAGAGUUGAACGUUGUCAGGAUUGCAAAGUAUCAAUCCGCGUUCUUGAAUCGCCAGUUCAUCAACAUCAUGUCAGCCUGUGGGGUUCCCGACGCGCUCUUCGAGCAGUUGUUCGUCGAAGCAACGCAGGCUAUCGAGGGGCUUCCAGAGCGAGCCGUGUUGCGCGACCUUACCAAGGACGAUCUUGUCCUUUUCCAGCAGUACACAGAAUUCCCAAUGGUUCAAGUCAUUGAUGCUGGCUUCGCCCGAAACCCGAUGAUCCAGGACCUCGCGCGACUUGUGGAAGCCCGAGCUCUUCAAGACCUCAAGUGGCGCGCUCGAGUGAAGCUUGAUAUGGGAGUCUAUCUCAUCGGCGUGGCAGACGAGACAGGGUUGCUGAAAGAGGGCGAGGUCUUCGUCCAGUACCAGGUCACUGAGAACGAUGAACCUGUAGUUGUAACCGGCGCCGUAGUCGUCUGUCGUGCGCCUGCUCUCCACCCUGGGGAUGUCCGGACCGCAAGGGCCGUCGAUCACCCACAGCUGCGUCACCUCAAGAAUGUCGUAGUCUUCAGCAUCAAGGGCGCCCGACCUCUUCCAAACAUAGUCGACUUUGCCAAGACCGAGUUGACGACGGAACUCAGGCCAGAGAAGUGGCCCGACUUCAUGGGGAAGACCUACAAGAGCAAGAAGGUCUUGGGCGUUCUUUUCCGGCGCGUCCAAGCCGACCCAAAGUUUGAGCCCUCUGACAUCCGUCGGUCUGCGUAUGACCCGGAACACUGGCUCUGGGGCCACCCCCAGUAUCACGACAUUUACACCCGCCUCAUGGCCGUGAAAGCAGGCUACGAGUGCGACAUGCACUAUGCUAUGCGCCGGUUCUCUGCGACAGAACUCGAGAUCGUUUCCGGGAUCGUCACGUAUCACAAGCAGAGAAAGACGUCGAGGGAUAUCACGGAAGUCAGCGAAUCCCUCAAAGACCACUACGAGCAUAUCACGAACCUGUGUCGCGAGCAAGCGCGCAAGUGUCUCGAGGGGUUCAGCCUUCCUGCCGGCUACACUGCCAUGCAGAUCGUCGCGGUGCACGCGUACUUCCUAACGUAUGGCAAGCAGUUCAUCCAGCAGUGGGAGAAGCAAGGUCCGCAGAUGCUUUGGGACCCACAGGCUCCCCAGGCGCCAUACGACCAGGAUCUCCUCAAGCCCAAGCAAGAGCUUCUCGAGCUGGCGCAGAUCUCGGCGUUCUGA